CACAGCCCGCAGGGGCUCACAGGCAGCGGCUCUCGCUCCUCCGCGCCGGCGGGGUUUGACAAAGGCCGUUUAAGAGCCGAGCGCCCAGGGCCCUGCAGCCGCAGGCGCACGCCGUGCCGGGGGCGAGGCGGCUCCGAGCAGCCCCGUAUACGGGGAACCCGAACCCGUACCCGCGGGGCUCGCACCGCCGCCGGCCGAGCCCGCCGCCCGCUCAGCGGGACGACCUGCUUUGGGCGCCUUUUUGCGACGGUGCCGCUUCAGAGAGGCAGCUUCAUUUACGGCAGGCAGCCUCGUUUACGGCAGUGGGGGCAGUCGCCCGGUGGCGGUGCUAGCGGAAGCGGGUGGCCCGGCUCGCACGUGGAGGAGGCAGUAGAGAAUGUCUUUUCGUGGAAGAGGAGGUGGAGGAGGAAGAGGAGGCAGCUUCAAUCGUGGAGGAGGUGGUGGUGACAGAGGUGGCUUUAAUCGUGGUGGACGAGGUGGCUUUGGACGGGGAGGUGGACGAGGAGGCUUCAACAGAGGCGGAUAUGACCAGGGGCCUCCAGAAAGUGUAGUUUUACUGGGAGAGUUCAUGCAUCCAUGUGAAGAUGACAUUGUUUGUAAAUGUAAAACAGAAGAAAACAAGGUGCCUUAUUUCAAUGCCCCCGUGUACCUGGAUAAUAAGGAACAGAUUGGCAAAGUGGAUGAAAUCUUCGGACAGCUGAGGGAUUUUUAUUUUUCAGUGAAACUGUCUGAGAACAUGAAAGCCUCUUCAUUUAAAAAAAUGCAAAAGUUUUACAUUGAUCCAGCAAAGCUACUACCCCUUCAGAGAUUUUUGCCAAGGCCACCUGGAGAAAAAGGUGCUCCCAGAGGACGUGGUAGAGGGGGACGUGGUGGUGGACGUGGAGGAGGAAGAGGUGGUGGCAGAGGAGGAUUUGGAGGAGGAAGAGGUGGAGGAAGAGGAGGAGGAGGGUUCAGAGGAGGAAGAGGUGGAGGAGGAGGAAGAGGUGGAGGAGGAUUCAGAGGAGGAAGAGGUGGUGGAGGAGGCUUUCGGGGAAGAGGAUAUUAAACAUGAAGCCACGAAUAUCUCCCCACUGUCUUAGCACAUCAUCUGCAUAAGUGAAGAACAAGGAAAAAACUUUCUAAAGGACCCUGAAAAAGUUCUUUUUAUGAAGAACUUUAAGCUGUAAAAUAACAUUAUUUUUACAGUUAAUGACUAUUGAUCAACACAUGAGGAGAGCACAGCUCCAGGCAAAGAACUAAAGACUCUUCAGAAUAUACUUGAACUUCUUUAACUAAGCCAGGAUUCAACGUUAUCCUUGAACUGUUUGUUUCUGAGGAGUAACGUAGUCAAUGCUUGACUUCAUGUUGGAGUUUGGAGUAAGCAAUCAGUUGAAAUGUUUUUUAAAAACACCCUACAGGUUCACUAGUGCACAUUCAUCAGUAUGAACCUGUUACCUGUGUGUGACUGAUCCUCUUUUUUUAUAUUGAAUCUUCUGGGUUCCUCUAAAAUGGACAUGCCAUUUAAACAACCUUUGUGAACCUUUUUUUUUACAAACUAAGCUUCAAAAUUUUGUGGUGUUAAAAUUUGUUUAUACAUAAUUAUGUGUAAAAGGAAAGGAAGAAGUAAAGGAUAUUUUGUGGAUUUUUCUGUGUAAAUGUCAGUGAAAGCCAAACACAUGAAGACAUCUUCUUAGAAGUUGCUGUCUAAUGAAUAAGACAAGGUUAAUACUAUUAAGUCACCUAAUUAUAUCUAAUUGCAUUGAUAUUAAAAUUGCUGAGGGUAUUUAACUGUUCCCACCUCCACCUUAGCCUGUUUCUCCUAAGGUUUUGAUGUCCUGGCACUGCACUUCUGUGGUGCUCUGAGCUUGCACAGGGCUAAGAUUAGAUAGCCCAUCGUAGGGCUCCUCUGCACACAGUGAUUUUGGUUAAGCAUUGCUUAAAAAAGGCAUAAAAAAAUCUGCAUGAGUCUCUGGUCUCUUUAAUUGGAUGUAUUAUGAGAAUUGCUGAAAAGCUAGUAACUGUCUCUUAAUGAUGGAGAAGAAGGUUCUUCUCUGCUCUUAGCUUUGGAAAUAACAGAAAAAUAGAAUCUCCCUGGAUUUCAUACAGAGACAGGAGUCUGUUCACAUUCCCAUACCAAGCACUUUUAAAAAGGGAUCUGUAGAAUAAUCUACAUGAAAGUAUUUUGAACAUCUCGUUCAGUGUGGAAAGCAGUGAAUUUCAGAAUUCAUUGUACUGUUCUACUUUUUAAUUAAUGAAUGCAGUAACAGGCAAAUGAGUUAUAUUAGCCUUCUGCUUAACAAGAAGAAAUAGGUAAUUUGUCAGCACCAGGACUGGACAGUUAUUGGUCAUUUUAACAAACAUGACUGUUUCUUUCAAUAGUCUCUGGAACAAAACUUAAAGUGAGGUAGCAAAGCAAAUAUUCAAGAAUUAAAAUAAGUCUGAGCAGGUGCUUCAUAGGGUAAUAGAUAAAAAUGUUCUUCAGCUUAAAAAAACUCUGAAACACUUAGAUUUCUGCUAGAUCUGUGUUUGUGAGAUGAAACUGAGUCUGCUGUUCAACCACAGCAUAUUCAGGAAUUGAGGGAUACUGAUUACAUUCCUGGUAUUGCUAUAGAUUUAACUUCAACCAGGUCAGUUUAAAUCAAGACCUCUGGAAAUGUUUAGACUGCUGCUGCUGUGUGUUGCUAGGCCUAAGUUACUUGGGCUCUGACUUAAGGUAUUGUAGACAAAAUCCUAUGCAAGUUGCAUUUCUUCAUGAACAAUACCAACCUGCAGUGAAGCUGGAAUUGUCAGUACUUUUGUGAUACUUGUACUUUCAUCCUCUGCUGCGCUGUUUCUUCACUGAUGCUUCAGUAGCUAGUUGCAGGUAGCUGAAGCAUAGUGAAAUCUUUCCUUAUUCUUCUGGCUGUGUAAGACUAACAUAACACAGUCCUCACUCCUACACCUAAAUUCAUUUCUGUUUUGCUAUUCUCACUGCAUGCUUUAGGGACAUACUUUUUCGCAAGGUAUCAGAAGACUACUGCCAUCAUCUUUAAACUGCAUUGUGUGACGGCUGAUGUUUCUAUUGCACGAAGAACCAUCUUUCAGCCUAGGACAAGAAGUGUAUGCCAUGAAUCCCACAGCAGAUGGAGCAGUGAGUCAGCCUGAAGCUGUUGCAAGGCCAAAGCAAAGCCUUCUACAUCUGUGUGCAGAGGGGUUAAAGAACAAUAUCCAUUGCUGCUCCAGAGGGAGGAUCAGACUCGAUUAUAGGGAACUUGAUUGCAGUCCAAACUGGGAAAUGCAUGAGGAGCAUUAUGGCAUGCGCUGUGCAUACAAACAAUGUUGGAUGGAAUUAACACAAACAUCCAGAGGAAGUUUAUAAUCUUAGAUCUUUGUGGAGGGUGUAGGAUGUCCAGAUGCUAAUGGAAGAGAGUCCAUAGUGAUUGGGUGGGAAAUGAGCUCCCCCAUAAGGGGGAAGGAUUCAUGUUUGGUUGUGGCAAGGCCCAUCCAGUCACUGGUCCCUGUUCUGCUCUGUUUUCUGUGUGCCAUGGCAUGACCCUGCCCUCCUAAUGCAAGUAGCUGCUAACUGUAGUAGAUGAAAAUUCAGUGCUUUAAAAAAAUUAAGGCAUGUUUUGUGUGCAGUGUGAUGCUGUGAUGAGCUAAUACAGGUUCUCUAAUUUUACAUGA
Strigops habroptila (Kakapo) is the source of this 3642-nucleotide messenger RNA. RefSeq names its product GAR1 ribonucleoprotein (gene GAR1). The record is from RefSeq and is a predicted model, not a curated record. Gene Ontology annotation, biological process: snoRNA guided rRNA pseudouridine synthesis; ribosome biogenesis. Lineage: Eukaryota; Metazoa; Chordata; Aves; Psittaciformes; Psittacidae. Gene Ontology annotation, cellular component: box H/ACA snoRNP complex. Gene Ontology annotation, molecular function: box H/ACA snoRNA binding. The transcript is spliced from 7 exons. Bases 377 to 1045 code for a protein of 222 amino acids.